AAAAGCCAGCUGCCCAAGCGUUUUCCAGCGGGAGCUGUGCGGCUCCUUACCAUGGGGACAAUUCAUCUCUUUCGAAAAUCACAAAGAUCUUUUGUUGGCAAGUUAUUACAGGAAUUCAGACUUGUUGCAGCUGACCGAAGGUCCUGGAAGAUACUGCUCUUUGGUGCAAUAAACUUAACAUGCACUGGCUUCCUGCUUAUGUGGUGCAGUUCCACUAACAGUAUAGCUUUAACUGCCUAUACUUACCUGACCAUUUUUGAUCUAUUUAGUUUAAUGACGUGUUUAAUAAGUUACUGGGUAAUGAUGAGGAAACCUAGCCCUGUCUAUUCAUUUGGGUUUGAAAGAUUAGAAGUCCUGGCUGUCUUUGCCUCUACAGUCUUGGCACAGUUGGGAGCUCUCUUUAUAUUAAAAGAAAGUGCAGAACGCUUUUUGGAGCAGCCCGAGAUACACACGGGAAGAUUGCUAGUCGGUACUUUUGUGGCUCUUUCUUUCAACCUGUUCACGAUGCUCUCUAUUCGGAAUAAACCUUUUGCUUAUGUCUCUGAAGCUGCUAGUACGAGUUGGCUUCAGGAGCAUGUCGCGGACCUGAGUCGCAGCGUGUGUGGAAUUAUCCCAGGGCUGAGCAGUAUCUUCCUUCCCCGAAUGAAUCCGUUUGUCUUGAUUGACCUUGCCGGAGCGUUUGCUCUUUGUAUUACAUAUAUGCUAAUUGAAAUUAAUAAUUACUUUGCUGUAGACACUGCCUCUGCCAUCGCCAUUGCCCUGAUGACGUUCGGCACUAUGUACCCCAUGAGUGUAUACAGCGGGAAAGUGCUACUUCAGACAACACCACCUCAUGUUAUAGGUCAGUUGGACAAACUUAUCAGAGAGGUGUCGACCUUGGAUGGAGUUUUGGAAGUCCGAAACGAGCAUUUUUGGACCCUAGGUUUUGGCUCAUUGGCGGGAUCAGUGCACGUGAGAAUUCGACGGGAUGCAAACGAACAAAUGGUCCUUGCUCAUGUGACCAACAGGCUGUACACUCUAGUGUCUACUCUGACUGUUCAGAUUUUCAAGGAUGACUGGACAAGGCCUGCCGUACUGUCCGGGCCUGUGGCAGCGAAUGUCCUGCAUUUUUCAGAUCAUCACGUAAUCCCAAUGCCUCCUUUAAAGGGCCCUGAUGAGUCGAACCCUGUCACAUCGACUCCAACUAAACCUAGUAGUCCGCCUCCAGAAUUUUCAUUUAACACCCCUGGGAAAAAUGUGAGCCCGGUUAUUCUUCUAAACACACAAACAAGACCUUACGGUUUGGGUCUCAAUCACGGACACGUACCUUAUAGCAGCAUGCUUAAUCAAGGACUUGGAGUUCCAGGGAUUGGAGCGACCCAAGGAUUCAGGACUGGUGUUACAAAUAUACCAAGUAGAUACGGGACUAACAACAGAAUCGGACAACCAAGACCAUGAUGCACUGUAAUUUAAUUUAUUAUAUGAGGGAUAUUGACUUCUUGACUUCCAGUUUAUUUAGUAAUCCAACCUUGCAUUGACUGUUCAAUCAUUUAUUGUAAAUGUAACAGAAUAGUAGUCUAGUUCAUGUUAUAUGAAACCGAUGAAAUUAUAUUUUUGUAAAUGUAUUUAGGACACUGAGAACCUUUAAAUGCUGUAGGCUUUAAAUAGGCUUUAAAGUGUAUUUCUCUAAAUUUGCGUUUUGCUGUCUUUGGUUUUGUGAUUGACUACGGAGUGGUAGGAGGUUAUCUUGGCAAGAGAGCCACGUGAGUGGGUCCACUGCGUUAUUAAAGAUACAGUCUUUUCCAUGAGAUGUAUAAACCUGCUUCUUGAGUAAUGACACACAUUCUAGGAAAGAAAAAACAUGGCCGUGCUAAAAGUAAAAGUCUCUUUUAUAGCUUUUCCAAACUUAACUGCUACAUUUUCCUUUGAGGUCCUGAAUCAUGUCAAGCAAAAAAUUUUAUCAGAAAAUUUGGAACAUAUUCUACUACCUGGUUUUGUUCUGUACACCUGUGAAUAGUCUGUGGUUCUUAAAGUUGCAUAAUCAAUUUUAGUUUAUGUUAAAUAAUUUUACCAAAAGAUGAUGGAUGUUAGGUUGUAGAAUACAAUAUUUUCAGAUCUGCUACAGGCAGUUUCUGUUUACUGUUUUGCUUUGUCAAACAUAGUGAAUUGUUAACUGUGAUGAGUGUGAGAAUUAUGUAGAUAAUCUUAUUUUUUUUAUUAUUUCCCAAGUGCACAUGUUAAAGACUUUCUAACAUGGCCAGUAUUUCUAAUUAAAAAUAUAACAAGUGGCAGUU
Messenger RNA from Phyllostomus hastatus (greater spear-nosed bat), 2273 nucleotides. RefSeq names its product solute carrier family 30 member 6 (gene SLC30A6). The record is from RefSeq and is a predicted model, not a curated record. The coding region runs from base 52 to 1437 and encodes 461 amino acids. Gene Ontology annotation, cellular component: membrane. Lineage: Eukaryota; Metazoa; Chordata; Mammalia; Chiroptera; Phyllostomidae. Gene Ontology annotation, biological process: monoatomic cation transport; transmembrane transport. Gene Ontology annotation, molecular function: monoatomic cation transmembrane transporter activity. The transcript has 14 exons.